Messenger RNA from Gracilinanus agilis (Agile Gracile Mouse Opossum), 2178 nucleotides. It is a transcript of the gene ELP4, whose product is annotated as elongator acetyltransferase complex subunit 4. Bases 1 to 1314 code for a protein of 437 amino acids. The record is from RefSeq and is a predicted model, not a curated record. The transcript has 10 exons. Gene Ontology annotation, cellular component: transcription elongation factor complex; cytoplasm; elongator holoenzyme complex. Gene Ontology annotation, biological process: tRNA wobble uridine modification. Lineage: Eukaryota; Metazoa; Chordata; Mammalia; Didelphimorphia; Didelphidae.
AUGGCGGCCUUGACAACCGGCAUUGGAUGCGCGAGGCAAGGGGGAGCCAGGGGCCCGAGGGAGUAUAAGGCGGUGACUGCUGCGGGAGGCGACAAGUUGGACGGCGGCGGCGACGGAGGGUGCAGUUUUCUCAGGAAGGUUCCCGUGCAUGGAAGCGGCGGAGGUGGCGCUCGGUUGCGCUCCAUCGCUGGGACGCGGCCUUCUGUGCGGAAUGGGCAGCUGCUGGUGUCCGCUGGCCUCCCGGCCCUGGACCAGCUCUUAGGUGGUGGUUUAGCUGUUGGAACACUGCUUUUAAUUGAAGAAGAUAAAUACAAUAUUUACUCCAGUUUACUCUUCAAGUAUUUCUUGGCUGAGGGAAUAGUUUGUGGACAUACUUUGCUGAUUGCUUCUGCUAAAGAAGACCCUGGUGACAUUUUAAAGGAACUUCCUGAGCCAUUACAUGAUGACAACUAUAAAAAAGUGCUUGAUGAAGGACGUAGUCAUAACUCACAAGAAGAACCAGAUAUUUCCAUGAAGAUAGCCUGGCGUUAUCAAAACUUGCCUCAAAUGGAGGCUGGUCCAGGAACAUCAUCAAGAUUUGGUCACUAUUAUGAUAUGUCAAAAAGGAUGCCCCAAGAGAUAAUUCAGUCUGCAAAAUGGCAUAAAUUUUUCCUUCCCGAAGAAAUUACUUCAUAUGCUAAUGUAGAAUCCUGUGCUCUAAACCAUGGCUACACGAAGCUUCUUCACUUCAUCCAGAGAAUAAUAUCUGAGGAAGGAUUCGAUGGCUCCAAUCCCCAGAAAAAACAAAAAAACAUUUUAAGAAUUGGAAUUCAGAGUCUUGGCUCACCUUUGUGGGGAGAUGACAUCUGCUGUGCUGACACCCCUGAACAUAUGCAUAGUCUUACAAGAUUUCUGUAUGUUCUCCGUGGUCUUCUCAGAAUGUCUCUGUCAACAUGUAUCAUCACAGUACCAUCACACCUAAUUCAGAAUAAAGCAAUCACUUCCCGCAUUAGAAACUUAUCAGAUACAGUAGUUGGUCUUGAAUCAUUUAUCGGUUCUGAGAGAGAAGCCAAUCCUCUAUAUAAGGAUUUCCAUGGUUUGAUUCACAUUCACCAGAUCCCCCGGCUCAAUAGCCUGAUUUGCGAUGUGUCCGACACGAAGGACCUUGCUUUCAAACUCCAAAGGAAGGUCUUCACCAUUGAGCGACUGCAUUUGCCUCCAGACUUGUCAGACACAGUGAGCCGCUCGAGCAAACGGGAUCUGGUGGAAUCCGCCAAACAGCUGAGCCCGGGAUGUGGCAUGAUGGCCGGAGGCAAAGAGCACCUGGACUUCUAGGGAUUGCUACUUAGUGGCCUCUCCGGGCCUCCUGUGACACCCUCUGGUUGGUUACCAAGGGCUUAUGUAAAUGUUUUUCAUAAAGGUUUGACCCAAUAGUCCUUAAAUAUUCAUAAAGAAUUUUUUAAAUGGCCCCUGCCCUCUUCCUUGUGUAUGUUUGUAAUCAUGUUUUUCCCCUAGUAAACUGUAACCAAAAUAUUGCUCCAUUUAAAAGGUAUGAUUUAGAGAAUGAAAAAUACUUUUCUUCUUAUUUCUAAAAGGUAUGAGAGAUUACUAAGGCGGAAUGUAAUCUACAUUGUCAGAUACAGCCACUGUUUGGGAUGGUUUUGCUUGGUUUUCUUUUUUUUUUUUUUCCAAACUAAAUAACUAUGCUAUAAAAACAGAGAGCAUCAAUAAGGUGUAUUUUUAUAUUUAAAAAGUUAUAUGUGAUAUUCUCUGUUGGAAUAAUGCCAUUUUAUUUUAUAAAUAAAAACAAAUUCAGCAUCAAAAAAGAUCGUGCUAUUCUACAGUGGACAAUGGUGCAUUUUGAUUUUUUUUUUGUCUGUGGAAAAACACAAUAACAGAGGUAGUCUGUAGAAACCUUGUGAGAUUCAAAAAAGAUGUUCCUAAUAACUGAGUUUCAUAAUUACUCUUUAUUUCUGAAAAUGCCAUUCUCUCCUGAAAGCAUUAUAGUUUGGGCAGAACACGACAUGACAAAUUCGUUUUGCAAAUGUAUCAGAACUAUAUUUGAAGUGUCCUCGCAUGUCAUAUGCAUUCUGUUAUGUAAAUUAUUAAACUGAUAAAGAAACAUAAUUUGAGGGUAAGACUCUGCUGAAGACAAUGCAUCUGCUCUGUUGGUUAAUAAACAUAUUAAAACAAACUUCA